Zootermopsis nevadensis is the source of this 1346-nucleotide messenger RNA. The record is from RefSeq and is a predicted model, not a curated record. NCBI's taxonomy places the organism in Eukaryota, Metazoa, Arthropoda, Insecta, Blattodea, Termopsidae.
UAGUAGUAGUAUUCUUAACUCUUAGUAUACAAUAUUCCACACAUGUAUGACUGCGGGACAGUGGAAACUGACAAAACAAUGAAAUGUGUUUCAAGGCUAUUAAAUGAGACUACAAAUACAAUACUCCUGAUUUUCGAUAAUAAUCGACCAUGAUGCGAAACCCUUUUUUUGUGUUACCACAUAUCGUAAGUGUGAAUGCAUAAUAAGUUCAGAUUGACAACGGGUAAUUUUGAAGUGAUUGCACAAUAUGUAAUGUGCCCCAUUAAUACGGAUCAAAGUGUUUUGGCAAUGUUUUAUCUUGUAAUGGCGAAGGGGAGUGGACGUCUAUUCGCAAUACAGUUUCACAGAAGAUGACUGUCCUCUGGGAUGUUGCACCAUGUAGUGUGGUGGAUAUUGAAAUCUCCUCCCUCAUAUGUCACAUACAUGCUAUUCCAUUUUUUAUCAGAGUAAACAAACUGAUCAUAACCUGAGUCCAGUCUACAAGGAGGUUUAGAUAUGAGUGCAGUAUUUUCAAGAACACGUGUUUACUUUAAUAAGUAUCCACUUUUGAGAGGAGUAGCCACAUAUGCAGUUAUUUGGCCUGUAUCAAACCUGUGUCAGCAGGCCAUUUCUGGAAAAGAGAAAUUUGACUUUCUGCAAGCUCUGCGUUACAGUUUGUUUGGUGCAUUCUAUGUUGCACCAACACUUCAUGGAUGGCUUAAGCUGUCUGGUCUUAUGUGGCCACAGAUGAACUUGAAAACUGCAUUAACCAAGGCAAUAUUGGAACAAUUUAGUUAUGGUCCAUUUGCCAUGGUAUCAUUCUUUUUUGGAAUGAGUCUGUUGGAAGGGAAAUCAUCUAGUGAAGCUGCAAAUGAAGUUACUGCUAAGUUUUGGCCAACCAUGCAAGUUGGAGUUUUCGUGUGGCCAGUGGUACAGACUGUCAAUUUUACUAUUGUGCCAGAGCGGAACCGUAUUGUGUUUGUGGGAUUUUGUAGUAUGGUCUGGACAUGUUUCUUGGCAUAUAUGAAGCAGCUAGAAACAAAUAAAUUAGGAAAGCCACAAUGAUGUUGCAGUGUUUGGGACUAGGUUCUAUUUUUUGAUAUAAUGAAGCAUUGCAUUCAUUUACUUCUCUUUUCAAGCAGGAAAUGCAGAUGAUAAUGGUAAAUUCCAUGUUUAUCAUUGUUGUUAGUCAUAUACAUUGAUAAAGAAGUGAUUUGCAGGUAAUGGUUGUAAGUUAUGUGUUAAUUAUUCCAGAUUUGUAGAUACGAAAAUGGAUUAUAAUUUAGUAGGAAUCUAAAAUAAAUUAUUUGGGACCUCCGUACUGUAUCGAUUUGACCACCAAGGCUGAAAUAAAUAUGGUUAAGUGA